Caenorhabditis sp. 36 PRJEB53466 is the source of this 964-nucleotide messenger RNA. The record is from the annotation of a GenBank genome assembly. NCBI's taxonomy places the organism in Eukaryota, Metazoa, Nematoda, Chromadorea, Rhabditida, Rhabditidae.
AUGAGCGGUCGCAAAAUCGCGGCUGCAUCGGUGCAAAACCGUUCUCAAACUCCAUUUUGGAACUGGUUGAAGCGUAAGUUUUUUGAAAAUCAUUUUUAUUUUUUACUCUUAUCGGGUUUGUCCCUUUGUUUAUUUCUCUGUCUGUCCGUCCCCACGUUUUUCAUUUCUAACAAAAUUAUUGUGACGGAGAAAUUGAGGAAUGAACACGUAAAUUUUCAAACAGUUAUGAAAAAGAAAUAAGCGGCGAAGCCGCUUCCGACCGUUAGCUCGGACUGCGCUGCGGGGCCGGUUUCAAAAGUCUUGUCUAGUUAGAAAAAAAUACAUUUCAGAAAAGCUUCUUGCUUCUGAUAGACUGCCGAUCACCCCGCCCCCGGGGAUUGCUGGAGAAGACGGGAAGGUACCGCUUGGUUUCGAUUUUCACAAUGAAAUUCUUAGUAUUCAGGCUGUUUACCAGAAUCCUCUGAGAUUCCCAAGCACUCAGUCUGCUCGUCCGGGAUCAGCAGUUCUCCCGUCGCUCCCGGGAGGUGUUCAUCACAAACUCGCCGAUAACUACUAUUUGACCAGGUAUGUGUUUUCAUCUACGGUUUGCAUGUUUCCAGAGACAUUUAGCCGAACGCCGAGAGUCUUAAAAUUUGCUUUAUAUUUUAUACCACUAUCCUAAUUUAUCAGAAUUUUACAAAUGGUAAUCGAAAGAACUUCCCUGGUAGUAGUUUGACCUUACAGAGAUGGAAGAAGAACCGUUGAUCCACCAGUCGUUUUGUAUGCUGCUGGAGAAAGCGCCGCAGAAUCUGGAAAGAUUGUUCAAGUGAACCUGGGUCAUUCUACCAAUUUCGGGCUUCCUGCCCCCACUCCUGGUUUUGGAUCUUCUUGGACCAGAUCCAAAAUUAACGAGUUGUCAAGUCAGCAGAACAACCCGGAGUUCGAAUACCUUCAGCGUUUCGACAAAUUCGCCAAUAGCAACUAA